Molecule: messenger RNA, 1719 nt
Organism: Trypanosoma theileri
Lineage: Eukaryota; Euglenozoa; Kinetoplastea; Trypanosomatida; Trypanosomatidae
Product: Ras like protein family, member T1
Exons: 1
Coding region: 1-1719 (572 amino acids)
Molecular function (GO): calcium ion binding
Source: RefSeq, a predicted model, not a curated record
AUGGUGUUGGCAACUAUUCAUGUUUUAAUCUGUGGAACGGAUUUCCACAGAGUGGAGGGAGUACUUGGUGGUUGUGUGGAGAAUACCAAUUAUGCUUGGAACCGUCGCUAUGACAUUUCCUGUACUUCUGCUCCAAGAGUGGAUGAUGUCGAUAGUCGUCUUCUUUCGAUGUGUCAUUUGGUGGUUCUCACACGUGGGGCGGUAUGUCCACAAAGUGCCAAGAGUUUUAGGAAUAAACCAACUGUGUCAAUUGAAGGAACUCCAGAAAGUGUAUUGAGUAUGGUAAAAGAGUGUGACUUCUAUUAUGGUAUGCACACCAUUGCAAGUCUCCGAUCUGCAGUUGUAGAUAUAGGUCUUUCACCUCCGCAUGUAAUUUGGGAGAAGACGCUGAAAACGUUUACGCAAACGGGCGAUUUAGCACUACGACGUGCCUUUUGGCUUCUUGAUAAGGAUGAUGAUGGUAUGCUAAAUGAGGAAGAGCUUAUUGCAUGGCAAAGAUCUAUUACAUCGGCAUCUUUUUCUAAAAAUGAUCUUAUUGAAUUGUUUAAUAAUGGUACCUCACAUUCGGGUUACAUUUCAAUAGAUUAUGAACUCUUUCUAAAUAUGCAAAAAACAUAUCUCCUUGAAGGAGAUGUACGACGAGUAUGGGCGACAUUGCAUGUAACUGGAGUUCACCCUGAUGGAUUACCUUACUCUUGGAGAGAUAUUCAUGCGAUUCGUGUGAGUAAAGAGAGUAAUACUUAUCUUUCACAUAUUGCUAUUCAAUUUUUUCGAAAUUUGUACAAACUUCGUCGGUUUCACGAACUGGAUGACAUUUGGAGUGUUACCCCUGGUUGUCCAUGGAAACAUAUCAAUGGUUUUCUAACUAAGCGUAUACCAUUGGAUAAAUUUAUUGAGUACUGGAAAUAUAUGGGGUUGGUAAAACGAGAUGUAGUUGUUCAAUACGCUCGAUACUGGGGAUACAAAGGGGAUACAAGUCCAUUGUUUUUGUUACGACAUGCACGUCCAUUUCGUGAAAUGGGUGAAGUAGUUCCUAAUACGAUUCAAGUCCUUGUUGUUGGUUCCCCGGGUUGUGGAAGAAGAAGUCUAAUGUUCACUUUGACCGCUAAGGAUGAGGAGUUUUACGAAGAUGAGGGACCAGCUAGUAAUAUAUAUGUACGAACUACAACAUUCUUUGUAAGAAAUGGAAAUGAAGAAGUUCCACAAACGGUGGUUUAUGUUGCAGUGCCUCUUGAAGAAGUUUCACGUAUAAUGGAGAAUGAAACAUUGUCAAAACAGGUAGAUGUGGUACUUCUUUGCUACGAUGGAACUCAGGUGGAGGAAACCUCACUACCAAUUAUGCGCGUAUAUUUGGAGGCUAAAUCAUCACUACUACAUUCUUCUAAUUUGCCGUUUGUAGUUGUAAUGACAAAAGCUGAGGCUACUGUGGAAACAGAAAAAAAUGCAGAAGCAAACAAAAUAUUGGAAGAUUUUUGCCGACAGCAGCAACUCCUUUGGCCACCUGUGGUAACUAGCGUAGAAGAUCCUGAGGAGUCUGAGAUUGUGGCCCUCAAUGAAUAUAUGCAUGCUAUUGCAAAGGAACCAGAAAUUGCUAUCGCUAACCCGCCCCUAACGCCCACGCGCAUACUGAGGCGAGUUGUAAUCGUAACAACUUUUGCUGUAGCUUUGGGUGCCUUCACACGAUUUUUACUUCGACGAUUACGAAAGAAAUCUAACUAA